This is a messenger RNA of Pieris napi, 4130 nucleotides long. RefSeq lists its product as uncharacterized. The record is from RefSeq and is a predicted model, not a curated record. The transcript is spliced from 7 exons. The coding region runs from base 507 to 2462 and encodes 651 amino acids. NCBI's taxonomy places the organism in Eukaryota, Metazoa, Arthropoda, Insecta, Lepidoptera, Pieridae.
CACCAAAGGUGAAAAAUUUGAUGCGUACUCCCCACGAGACUAUACAACGGUAUUGGGCAUUUCCCUCGUGAACACAAAAUUUGGGUUUCAUGUUCCCCCGUUUGCAGCGUGGAAGUAAAAUUAGUUUUUUGAGUGAAAAUACUGAACUCUGUCUUCUACAAAUAAUAUAGCGUGAAUUGUUUACGUGAGAAAACAAUAUUUUUAUAAACUUUAAAGUGUCAAAACGGAAGUUUAUGUUUUUAAAUCAGUUGUUUUGAAGUCAGUAUAGGACUCGCAAGACAUUUCGAAUUUUGUACUAAAUAAACUAUAUCACCCUGUAAUCAACAGAUCUUUAUACAUAUAAUGUGAUAAAAGUGUCAGUGAAACGUAAAGAUAAUACUUACAUUGGGUUGUGUGUGACUUGUGUUCGAAGUUUUUAAAUGGAUUGGUGGAGUCAGGAUGUAGCCUAGUUCUACUGUGACCUUUCAAACAAUUUUGUUUUUGUGAUAUCUUACUAGUUUGCCAAAAUGUCAGAAACAGCACCAGUGGUAAAGAUUAAAACAGAACGGCCAGAUGAAGCGGAGAUCAGAGAACUGGCUGCAAAAAUGGUGGAGGCCAACAAGGCGAAAGCUUUGGCGGCAUCAGUCGCGGCAGCGCGGCCUCCGCCUGGUGCACGGCUAGGAGGACCGACUCAAGCAGUUGGAGGUCAAAUGGGUAUUCUUAACUUUCUAACAAGAAAUCAAAAGCCUGGUACUCCGUCCGCCGCUGACACGCGUCCAGUUAGUGACGACAAAAAGACACCAGCUCCAGAUGAAGCCAGUUGGAAAGGCCACUUUGGUUGGGACAUGCUUGGUAAAUGUCACAUACCAUACAUAUUUCGAUCUGGAGAGAAGUACGUAGCAGUGCGAAUGGUUGAAAUUAAGCUAUUGAACAAGUACCUGAAUUAUUUACAUGCAGACAUAUACUCUUGUACCUGUAUUCGAAGCUAUUACAUCACAGAUGUUGAGGCUUUAUUAUUAAAUGAGAUCAAUAAUAGGCAUUGUGAUGGUCAGUUUGGGCGGGAUCCCUUCACACAGAAGGAUUUGGUGGUGAGACUAUCAGACGCUUAUGAGUUCUAUAAUUUCCUAGAUGUAUGUUAUAAUAAAUUGUUACGUGGAACAACAAAUAAUAAGGACAAAUGUGGUUUUAUUCGUAUCAAUAAGGAGUCAGUUGUACCAUAUACAGUUAGAGACAAUCAGAAAUUUGUACCUUUGUUCUAUUUUGAAGGUGAAACAGACAAUCUAAAGUUAAAAGCUGACCAGUUAAAAGGCUGGGAUUUAUCAUACCUGAAGUUCUGUUGUAAAGUGCAAGGUAUUAGGAAUGAACUAUUUGCAAGUGAGACAUGUUCAGUGAUUAGUUUAACAGACAUUAAAAGUUAUUUCCCACCUGGUACAGACUUUGAGGAAUACUGGCCAAACAAAGUGGUUGAUUCCCAGCUCCUAAUUUCUGCUAAAGGUUCUGUAUCUGGUGGUCAGUGGACGCGAGCACCACCCGCUCCCCCACCGGGAGUAGUGGGAAGCGUAAGUGCUGGUGUGGGGAUGAACAACGUGGUUGCCCCAUCACGAGGUCGCCGGCCCGCCCAGCGCCACACACAAGCAAAUGCAGCCAUGCAAAUGCCACAUACAGGCCUCUCUGCAGCGGCUGUGCAAGCCUUAGCCAACGGUUGGACGAAUCUACCCGCAUCUUUGACUCAAGCGCAAACUCAACAAGUUUUGCGAUUAGCACAGGCGCAAGUAGCUGCUCAGGCGCAAGCAGCUGCACGGUACUCAACUGCAGCAAAUGCAUUAGCAGCUGCUGCAGCUGGCAUACCUCACCGGUCGCACAACCAGAGAGCUGUGCAGUUUCCAAACAGUGCUAUAACAAUGGCGAUGGGCCAGCAACCUCCACCGCUGGUGAGGAGCACGGCCAACUCCAACAAUAUGAAUGUUUCGGCACAAGCAAGUGGGUCAAUGAAUGGCCACUCAACCUCUCACUCCGGGGACACAAGGAAACGACUCACAGCUAUCCCAGACAUCAAUAUCAGUGGAAACCAUACGCCGUAUAAGGUGCAGAAAGCAUUGGUAGAGAACAUGAUGGUACCAUGUAUAAAUGCAAAGCCCUAUCAAUACACCGAGCUCCUAAUGACAUUACCAGACCUUGCUAGCAACUUCUUUCCAAGGGUAUCACUGAAUACCUGCCGGGCUAUGCUUGAUGCACUAGGUCUUUCACUGUACCGACCUAAUUCAACGCAACUGCAAGUGCUCCGGAACUCGGGAAAAUGCAAAUCGGCGGCUGCCGGCGAAAACGGGAUGGCGCUUGUACAGAUUCGUGACGUCAUGCAACAUAUGCCUCAGUUCAAGUACAUGUUGCGGUCUGGCUUGGCCGCUGACGAGCCACCCCAUCAGCCUCCCAGACCCGCUCAUGCCCCACCACCCUCGCAUGCCAAACGGGCAAGGGCCAAUUAGUGCCACCUCUACAGACAGUGGCUGCAGUUACAGGAAUUUAAUGAACUUAAUUGAAGAUAUAGUGCAUUCUGCAUGUAUGGUUUGGUAUAAGGCCUUGUGUAGUGUCGGUAGUUGAUAGUGCCCAAUUUAAUUUGGGCCCCCUCGUGCUUGAACUGUUUUUUAAUCUUAUGAACAAAUUGUCACAAUAAAUAUUGUAAUUGCAUGACUUCCAUAUAAAUUAAUAUGGCUGUUGUAUGACUAUAACACUUAUAAUGGAUUUAAACAAAAUUGAGAUAAAAAAAUUGUUUAAAUUUUGGAUAAAAAGUUAAGUGUGAUUGAUUAAUCCUACACCUUCCUAUGUAUAAAGAAGGUAUAUAUUUAAAAAAAGAUAGGAUGGUGGAACACUGCCUAAAAUGUACCUAGUAUAAUAUAAUAUAUGUACAGUAGUAAUGGUCUUCCAUAAAGUGAAUUGACCACAAUAUAGGGUUUGACCAUUGGAAGCUUGUAUAAAAUUACUUUCAAAUAAAAAUUGAUCUGAUUAAAUUCAUUCAACGAAACUUAGUUCAAGAAUGAUGUGAAAGUAAAAACCUUCCAAUGUCUUCCACAUCACUAUUUCAAUUUGAAUUCUAAGAUCAAAUAGUAAAAGAAAACGCAAAUUGAUUGAUGUUCAAAAGAACAAUUAAGUGAAACCAAAUCAUUGCUUCAGAUCUAAAAUUGUCAAUUGUCAAAAUAUAGUAAUGUCAAUAAAAUGUGGGAGCUACUCAAAACAUACUGCUGUCUCUAUUUGCAUCCUAAUACAUGCACAUAUCAUAUAAAAUUACAAAUCUGAGGAAAUUCUAAUAUACUUAAAUAGUCUUUCAGUAUUCUGACGAAAGCUUUUUUUCACUGUACAAAUUGUAUGUAAUGUAAAUCAGAUAUCUUAAUUUAGUGAUCUAUUAUCUUAGAAGACUGAGAUUGUUUAAUUGUUUCAUAGAUCCGAAUAUUGUUAGUUUACAAUGUCUGCAAGUGUAACAUGUAAAUAUUACUGUAAUUACAUAUUUAUGUCUCGUUAAAUAUAUAAGCAGUUUCAUAAAUAGUUAAAAGUUUAAUGACUAAACAAUUAACAAUUAUACUCUUUAUAUUGUAAAGUUUCUAUCCUUUGCCAUCUAUCUUAGGCUUUAAUUUAAACAUCACAAUUUUUGUUUUCAUUAUAUAAUUGGUAAAUAAAUAAAAUAUAAUCGUAAAACGCUAGUUAUAACAAAUUGCCUAACAUGCUAGAGAUUGGUGGAUAAUAAGCAUUCAAGUAUACAUUUAUAUCUUUGGAAUAUUAAUAAAAACUUUAAAUGGUUCAGGCAUAAUAUGGAAUUAGCUGACCAUUCUUAGAUUUUUAUAUGUAAUAUUAUUGUAAAAUACAUUUAUUUAUGCUUACAUUCCAGCCAUUCUCGUGUAGUGUAUAACAUCAAUGUCCGAAUUACUUUACUCCAAAGCAUUUUAUUUAGUUUUUAAGUUUGGGGAGUUAAAAUAUGUAACACAGUAUUUGUAAAAAAAAUCUCAUAGCUAAAUAUUUAUUUUUCUAUGUAAUUUGAUUCAAAAUCAAAUAUUUAAUUAAUCCCCCACCACCAGUGACAAAGUAAGAUUUAAUUUUAAGAUUUUUGUAUUAUUAGGAAAAUUUAGACAUUUUGUUCCUCUAGUAAAGCUAGUAGCAACUAA